Molecule: messenger RNA, 2485 nt
Organism: Phyllotreta striolata
Lineage: Eukaryota; Metazoa; Arthropoda; Insecta; Coleoptera; Chrysomelidae
Source: the annotation of a GenBank genome assembly
CAAUAUUUUAUGUUUUGGUUGUGAUGGUUAAAAUUUCGAGAUGUUUAUUAUAUCUUGUAUAAAUAUUUCAUGAUAAUAAUUAAUUAAGAGAUGUCCGAAGAAGCGACGCCCUCCCUAAGCCAAUAUUUCGGUUCGAACGCGCCCAAAGAGGACCAAUUCGACUUGACGCAGCAACUAAACAAUCUAACAGUCGACGACAAUCAAACGGCAUCGAACAAAAUCGAACCGGAGGUGUGCAGGAUAUUCUCGGAGACCCCCCCGGGGGUCCAAUCCAAAUACACCACCGAAGCCUUUUUCGAUUUAAUCGGCACCAACGCCCGCAGCACCGUCGAACCCAACGACAUCAUCUCGACCAUCGGUCUACCCGUCUCGCCCGAAGAAAGCUACAGCAGCUCGAGAUUGAUCGUGGGCACGGAGGCGGACCGACGCCGAGACGCUUGGAUACCCUGCGAGAAAACCCGCCAAUGCCUCAUCGCCGCCGCCACCGCCACGCCGGGCACCUACUUCCCCCAAAGGGAGCUGCUCACGAUGCCCGGCGUGCUUCUCGAAGAGGAACUGGGCGACGCCGUCGGCGAGGCGGUCGCCCUGUGUUUGGGCGAAGCGGAGGCGGCCCAGAGGCGGGCGCUCCACGCCGGGGACGUUACGCAGGACGAACGGGGCCUGCGGGAGUUGGUGCAGGCGGGCGCCUACAGGGCCGCUAUCAAUCUAACGGCGCGGCUGUUGACGAUAUACGGUCAAGGCAGGGGCAGAGCGGGCCAUCCCAGCAAGCAUUCGCCCCAUUCGCUUCAACUGUGGUUCACCCGUAUCGCUUUGCUGGUGAAAACUAAAUUUUUUAAUAUCGCCAGCGCCGAAGCCGAACCGUUCGCUAACCUCGACAAACCCGAUAUGUACUUCCAAUUUUAUCCGGACAUGUACGGAGGCAGGCUGGGUUCGAUGGCUUCCUUUUCGUUUCGUUUGUUAAUCGGAGAGUUGCCGAUGCAUUGCGGCAAAGCCAAAGAAUCGAUAACGAGACUAUUCAACGUUCUAGCUACUGUAAGACAGAUCAUCGACAACUUGAAACGGGGCCAAUGCGAAAAUGGAAAUCCCAUGGAGCUCGCCGAUGGCGAUCGAAGCGAUUCGAUGAGACUGUGGACGGGGCGCGAGGUGCGCGUGAUGCAUUCCAUCAUCAAUUGCUCGUUGGUGGUCAAAGACUACGAAUUGGCCAUGGAUUUGUUGGGGCAAUUGUGCGAUAGAGAAGGGGCGCCGAAGCAGGCUUUGCUAUCCGCUUUGGGUCGUUUGCAUUUGCAAAUGGGCAACAUUUCCGGCGCCGAGGUUUGUUUUAAGGAAGCCGAAGAGGCGAAAACGAGCUCGACCGGUGUAAGAGAGCUAGUCGAUAGAGGUCUACUUUCGAUUGCUCAAAGUGCUUUCGAUGACGGUUACGUGUAUUUCCAACGAGCCAGCCAUUUGGAGCCGACCAACGUCAUGAUUCUGAACAACAUGGGUGUCUGUUUGUUGUACGGUGGGCAUUUGAAAGAGGCCAUACAAGUACUGGAGUCGGCUAUAAGUUCGAAUCCCGUACACGCUUUGAACGAGUCGUUGCUGUUGAAUUUGUGCACGUUGUACGAUAUGGAAUCGUCGAAGGGGAGAAUGAAGAAAUUCGCUUUGUUAAGGCAAAUAUCGAGGUAUCAGGCCGACGCGCCGACUAUGAUUUUGGAGAAAUUGUACGGUUGAUUAUUGUGAUAAUUGUUCGGUAUACGCGCAAUGAUGUUAAAGUGCACUUUGUAAACGUCGAAAUUGUUCGCUCGCUUAUACAGGGUGGCGCGUUUGUGUGGAAAAGCUUGAUAUAUACAAUACAAUGUUUAAUAUUGAACUUUUCCAUGUUAAUGUGCUACACACUGUAUUAUGUAUAAUAAAACGAAUGAAUUCAGUAUUACCGCUGGUCGCGUUCGUAUAAGUACGGACGUUUUGUAUUUUUGAUGAGUUUUAACUUAAUAUAAUAAUACUGGGUUUUUUGUUUGAAAAAUUAAAUACAGUAUGCGCUAAUCAUAAUAAGGCAAUAUUUUAAAUUAUAUACAAAAAAACAACUGGAUAUCAAUGCUUAGAUUGCAUUCAAGGAACAAUCACUCUGUCGUGUUAAUGUUAGAGCACUUUUUUUUCGAGUUUUUGUCUACUAUUUCACAUAACUUCCUUUCAAUUUAUUGCUCAACUCAACGAGUAUUAAUUGAAGAAGAAAACCAAAAUAGUAUUUCAAAAUUUUAAUUAGAUUUGAUUGUUAAUAGUAAUUGCGAACUCGCAUGUUUACAAUUUACUCAAAAUACGCAUGAAGUAGAGAGAAAAUGUAAUUAUUUCAUGCGAAACAUUAAAAAGAAUAUAUUUUAUCGUUACUGCUCGCUUUUGCGAAGAUUUUAAAACUAAUGCAAAAAUGUAUAUGUUACUUUUAAAUAACUGUGAUGUGUUGUAUUAGCGGACACUAAUUAAAUUGUUGGAUUAAAAAAGCACAGCAAGG